AUCUUACAAUGGAAAAUAUAACAAUUGAAUAAAAUGUGGUACUAUAAUAAAACCAUGGACUUUCUAUGUCUCUAACAGAGUGAUGAUGGAAAUGCAGAGGAAGAGGGUCCAGCCACUUCUCCAACAAACCUUUCCUCACUCCCUGUAAAGCAGCUGUACAAGACCUAUUUGAUCAAGAAAAUAAAAAAAUGCGACUUGGAAAUGGAACACUUCAAGCAGCAGAUCCAAAAGACCAAGAUUGAGAUUUUACUGCUGGAACAUCAGUUAAGGUUUCCCAGCAUGCCCUGGGUGUGGUGGUGGAGGUGAAUGAGGGGGUGAUGUCUGUCCUGCUGCCCUGUCAGAACAUGUGGUUUAGACUUGAGAAUCCCAGAGUGAUGUGGACUCGCAGUGAUCUCAAUCCCAAAUCUGUCCAUGUGAGACAAGACAAAACAGACGAUAACAGAGGACAAAACCAGCGUUACAGCGGGCGCACAUCGAUGAGACCUGAUGCGCUGGCCAUUUUUGAUUUCAGCCUCACUUUGAGCAAACCAACAAUAGCUGACAGUGGCAUCUACACCUGCUCCAUCAGUGAUGGGAGAGAAGAACGGAGACUGAGCGAUAUCCAGCUGCAGGUCAAAGCACCUCAACACAACUACGGCUUUUUCGUGCCUACUUUAGAGAUAUUGGAAUCCAUCAACACCAGUGUUCGCUUGAAGGACAUAUCACCAGACAUUGACAGGCUGAAAAAACAGAUCGAAGAGUUCGAGAGGUCGUGGAAAGAGAUCAGUGGCUGUUCAAAAGCUACUGUCGCCGUUGGAGGGUUUAUUGCGACGUUGAUUGUGAUCAUUCUAGAGUUUAUGUAUAUAUGAUCGGCACUUGGCUUGUAUGUGUUUAUGUCAAGUGUGGAAAUAAAAGAAAAUAUAUCAUUGCUUACAUGGCUUUUAUUAGUGCCACUUUAUUAAAACUGUUAUUAAAUGCAUAGUUGUAGUUAUUUUUAUACACACAUUUCAAAUGCGCUCAUAAAGAGUUGGCGCUCAGUCCUUUUAAGGUCCUAAGCUUCAUCUGGCGUGAAUGUCCAGACGAUAUAUUGUGUAAGGUGACUUGGAGCGCAAGAAGGCCAAUGCAAGCACGCUUACAGACACAAAUAAGUUCUAGGUCAGAGGUGAGAGAUACAUUUAGCUUGUAACUGCAUUUGUGCUUGCAUAGCAACAGUUGAUGCAGGAGGUGUUAAAGAUAAGCAUGAAAAGAACAAGUCAACGAGAAACAUCUGGAGGGUGAGACGGUUGAAACAAACAGCCAUGUAUGGUAAAAAUGUUGCAGAUAAUGGAAACUUGUCUGACUGUCAUUAACUGUAACUGAUGCAUAUUAUCUGCUUUGCUGACGCAAGAAGGGGCUAAACCCUGACAUAUCAAAACCAUUUUGAAGUGUGCUUUUUAGCGGAGAUCUACGCUGAUGAUGCUACAGUGUACAUCUCCCCACGCGUGUGUUCAAUAAAAUCAUUGUUUGACUGAACUCAUCUGGACCAGUUUUUGUUUGUUUUCAUCCUCAAUAUAAAAGAAUCAGGACACAAGGCACACCUUACCGUUUUUUGUUGUGUGUCUUGCAUUGUCUGUACGUAUUACUAUGUACCCCUGUGCGUGUCCCUACCUGUAUAACAUAUAAGCUGUGUCAAUAAAAGUCAACCACAUGAGAUAGA
This is a messenger RNA of Oreochromis aureus, 1675 nucleotides long. RefSeq lists its product as uncharacterized. Bases 318 to 848 code for a protein of 176 amino acids. Gene Ontology annotation, cellular component: external side of plasma membrane. The transcript is spliced from 5 exons. Lineage: Eukaryota; Metazoa; Chordata; Actinopteri; Cichliformes; Cichlidae. Gene Ontology annotation, biological process: immune response; negative regulation of T cell proliferation; T cell costimulation. The record is from RefSeq and is a predicted model, not a curated record.